GCUUGAUAACGCCUCAACACAACCGACAAAAUGAAACUGAUUGUUUUUGCCGUUUUACUGUGUACCGCCUUGGCUGGACGCUUAGAUAACAAUUACGUACAACCCCAAGGGCAGAAUGUUCGCUCUGGACCCACCCCGCCGCCACCGGCCAUCCUACGCCUGAACAACGACAACAGGGGCGACGGCAGCUACAAAUUCGAUUUCGAAACAGAGAACCAGAUCACCCAGCAGGAAUACGGCGAAGUGAAGAACGCGGGAACCGACCAAGAAGUUAAUGUGAUCCAAGGGUCCUACUCCUAUACCGGUCCUGAUGGUGUCAUUUACACCGUAAAUUACGUCGCCGAUGAGAACGGAUUCAGGGCCUCGGGCGACCAUAUCCCAACCGCCGCCCCCGUCCCUGCCGAAAUCGCCGACGCCGUCCAGCAAAAUGCCGCUGAAGAGGCUCAGGGAUAUGUAGAUGACGGACAGUACAGGCCAGAGGGCGAAGGACCAGAAAGGCCUCAAAAGGGUUACAACAACCGUUACUAAGACUUGAAUUUACCGUAGUUUUGUAAAUACUUGAAACUAUUUAUUACACAUUAAAGU
Molecule: messenger RNA, 585 nt
Organism: Zophobas morio
Lineage: Eukaryota; Metazoa; Arthropoda; Insecta; Coleoptera; Tenebrionidae
Product: endocuticle structural glycoprotein SgAbd-2-like
Exons: 3
Coding region: 31-528 (165 amino acids)
Cellular component (GO): chitin-based extracellular matrix
Molecular function (GO): structural constituent of chitin-based larval cuticle
Source: RefSeq, a predicted model, not a curated record